UCUCCUGCUGAGCGACCUCAGCGUGGGUUGGCCAUCAUGUUGUUCAGCUCAAACAUCACAAGGAUACAAAGCUUUAUAAUCCUUGGAUUCCCUGGACUUUCACCUCAAUACCAUGGUGCUGCAUCAGCAGUACUUUUUCUUGUCUAUCUAGCGAUUGUAGUAGGAAAUAUUUUUAUUUUAGUUUUUGUCAUCAGUGAAAAAUCACUUCAAAAACCUACAUACUUGAUCUUUUGUCACCUUGCGUUAACUGAUUUAUCAUUUGGCACUGUUACUCUCCCAAAGAUCAUAUCAAAAUAUUGGUUUAAGGAUAGCAUCAUCUCAUUUUUCGGGUGUUUUACACAAAUGUUCUUUGUUCACUAUUUAGGGUCAGUGAUGUCAUUUCUGUUACUGGUAAUGGCUGUUGACAGAUUUAUUGCCAUAUGUAUUCCACUGCGGUAUCCUGUUCUGAUCACAAAUAACAAUAUAUUUGCUCUUUGUGGAUUCGCUUGGUUUAUACCUUUACCUCUAAUGAUCAUCGUAACAUUGCAAGCCCUCGGUUUACCUUACUGUCAAUCAAACACAAUCUUACAGUGCUACUGUGACCACAUCUCGUUAACGAACCAGGCAUGUGGAAAUGAUUUGAAAAUUGUGCAGGUGAUUACUCUCUGUAUUGCAAUGUUUUGUCUUUUGUUGCCUCUUGCGUUCAUCUUGAUUUCCUAUGUUUCUAUUAUUAUAGUCAUUUUAAAAAUGUCUAAUUCUGCAGGGCGCAGCAGAACUUUAGGAACUUGUACUCCACAAAUAUUCAUAACAUGUCUGUUUUAUCUCCCUAGGUGCUUUGUUUAUGUAGCUAAUACUGUACGGUUUUCUUUUAGUAUAGAUGUUCGUAUUUUAUUAAUUUUGCUUUACAGUCUACUUCCUGCUGCAGUCAACCCAUUGAUAUACUGCCUCAAGACUAGAGAUAUAAAGCGUACUUUGAUGAAGAGAAUAAAAACAAAUAAAAUUAGAGUAGAAUUAAAAAUCCGCAAUAACUGAUUCUUACAAUAAAAAUUUUGAUGACACAACAGUGAAAUGUUUUUAGCGCUAAUCCUUCACAAAUGAUUAUUUUUCUUAGAAUAAAAAUAAGAAAAGAAAUCAAACAAACUUCAAUAAAAGAAUAUCAUAUUGUAUGUGCACAUCUUUUUUUAUUCCUAACAGUGUGGAUGGUACAAUAACAGAGCUUAUGGGGAUAUUCAUUUUUGAGAUUUCAAUUUUAAGUUGAUUAAAGCAUUUAUGGUGGGGGAAAAAAUACAGUUAGA
Messenger RNA from Cyprinodon tularosa, 1274 nucleotides. RefSeq names its product olfactory receptor 2AT4-like. Gene Ontology annotation, cellular component: membrane. Bases 37 to 1011 code for a protein of 324 amino acids. Gene Ontology annotation, biological process: G protein-coupled receptor signaling pathway. The transcript has 2 exons. Lineage: Eukaryota; Metazoa; Chordata; Actinopteri; Cyprinodontiformes; Cyprinodontidae. The record is from RefSeq and is a predicted model, not a curated record. Gene Ontology annotation, molecular function: olfactory receptor activity; G protein-coupled receptor activity.